AUGGACUCCUACAACUCCUGUUACCAAGAUCAAGAAUAUCAACCAGAAGAUGAAGAAACGAUAUCUCUUAGUGACUUCCAAUUGAUUUCCGACGAAAACAAUUUGCACGAAACAGAGGAUCAGUUCUGCAAACGUCAAGAUCUUCCGUCACAAGCAGAGACAAAUGAGGUUUUCGAGUUUUCGAGCUACCCUAGUUCCACCAUGUCUCAUGCAGAAGAUAUCAUCAACUGCGGUAAGCUCAUACCUUUCAAAGAGCAAGAUCAUAAAUCACAAAACUUAUAUGGCCGGCGCUGCCGGUCAGAGCCGUUGCCCGAGUUCAAGAUUAGUGGUCGUCAAUCCAACACCACCAAUAUGAAGAUGAGAAACAGCAGGUCUCUUGAUUAUCAGAAACUAAGCAGAGACUCGAGCACGAGCUCUGGUUCACCGGAUUCUCAUCGAAACAACAGUCCCGGGUUAUCAAGAUUUGAUGGUAAUAGCACAAGGAUUCCAAAACCUAGGUGGUAUAUUCUAAUGUUCGGGAUAGUAAAGUUUCCUACAGAGAUGGAUCUCCAGGAUAUCAAAAACCGUCAGGUUCAUCGUACCCCAUCCAAGUCUCUUUUUCCGAGCAUCGAGGUUGUGAAAAAACCUCCUGCUAACAAAAAAAGCUCGUGGGGAGUCCUCAAGGUCCUCAGCUGCAGGGGUGAUGCUAGUCUUAGUGUUACAGCUCCGCUUGCUUGCAUGCCACAAGCUUGA
Molecule: messenger RNA, 732 nt
Organism: Daucus carota subsp. sativus
Lineage: Eukaryota; Viridiplantae; Streptophyta; Magnoliopsida; Apiales; Apiaceae
Exons: 1
Coding region: 1-732 (243 amino acids)
Source: RefSeq, a predicted model, not a curated record